AACAAUUGUACCCCCAAAUUCGAAAAUCAAUCCAACGAGUCGAAAUUAAAGUCGGAUUCAACGCCGUUUUCGGCUCAAUCAGGGAUGAUUGUGUUGGAAGGUGGUCACACUGACCACAAAUCGGUUUCGAGUACUAUGCAAGUUAAUGGAUUAGGAAAUGGGGUGACGGAGAACAACGGUCAUGAUCAAGUUGUUGUAACUGACGUAACAGCUGGCAAAAAGUAUUCAGGGACACAUGAAGACAUGACUCUUGAGGAAAUGUACGCCAAAGAUGGUGAUUUUGAUGACGAAGAUGACAGUGAUUGGGACCCCUUAGAAAACCAUAUAACAGUUCCCACAUGGUUUUGUGUUAACUGUACGCUGGUGAACCUUGAUGGUGCUAUCUAUUGCCAUAUAUGUGGAGAGCAUAAAGAAUCUGGAAUCCUUAGGCAUGGCUUUCUUGCAUCGUCUUUACAUGAGGCAGAUUCGGUUACAAAUAAAUCAUUGGAACGCAACGGGAAAUCAGAAGCUUCUUGCUCACAAUCUAUGGCCCCACAUAAACUAACAGCUGUGGGUUUUGAUGAGAGAAUGUUGCUUCACUCUGAGGUUGAAAUGAAGUCACAUCCCCAUCCUGAAAGACCAGAUCGUCUUCGAGCAAUUGCUGCCAGCCUGGCAACAGCAGGUAUAUUUCCUGGAAGAUGCCGUUCGAUUUCAGCAAGAGAAAUUACGCGAGAAGAACUGCUGAGGGUUCACUCUGAUGAAAAUAUUAAUUCCGUCCAACUUUCAAGCCAAUGCGUUGCUAGUUAUUUCACACCUGAUACUUAUGCAAACAAAGAUUCAGCACUCGCCGCAAGGCUGGCAGCGGGAUUGUGUGCUGAUCUUGCUUCUGCCGUAUAUUCCGGGCGCGCUAAAAAUGGGUUUGCUCUGGUGCGUCCUCCAGGUCAUCAUGCUGGCGUAAAACAUGCGAUGGGAUUCUGCCUUCACAACAAUGCUGCAGUUGCUGCAUCAGCCGCUCAGGCUGCAGGAGCGAAAAAAGUUUUAAUUCUUGAUUGGGAUGUACACCAUGGAAAUGGCACUCAGGAAAUAUACGAGCAGAACAAAACGGUUUUGUAUGUAUCUUUACAUAGACAUGAAGGUGGAAAUUUUUAUCCUGGUACUGGUGCAGCCCAUGAGUUUGGUUCCAUGGGUGGAGAAGGGUACUGUGUAAACGUUCCAUGGAGUCGGGGCGGAGUCGGAGAUAACGAUUAUAUUUUUGCAUUUGAGCAUAUCGUGCUUCCAAUAGCCCGUGAGUUUGCUCCUGAUUUUACAAUCAUUUCAGCUGGAUUUGAUGCUGCAAGGGGUGAUCCACUUGGAUGCUGUGAUGUGACUCCUGUUGGUUAUGCACAAAUGACAAAAAUGCUGACUUCUUUAUCUAAAGGAAAGUUGCUCGUUAUCCUAGAGGGCGGUUACAAUCUCCGUUCAAUAUCAUCAUCAGCUACAGCAGUAAUCAAGGUAUUGCUUGGUGAAAAACCCGAAAGCAUGUUGGAGAAUGUUGUACCGUCUAAAUCUGGACUGCGGACGGUUCUAGAUGUUUUGAAGAUACAGAACAAUUUUUGGCCUAUUCUAGGCCCUAUCUUUUCAGAUCUGCAAUCGCGGUGGGGAUCUUAUGCUAUUCAGGAAAUAAAGAAGAAGAAAAAACGCCGAUUUGUGGUGCCCCUUUGGUGGAAGUUGGGACGGAAAAAGUUUCUACAUCACACCCUCUCGGAGCAGCUGCGUCUAAACGCGAGAAAGCGUAUAAAAUCAUCAUUAUGGCUCUAAAAAUUCUCCAAGUCACCCUCAUUUUGUACCAUAUUUUUUUCUACCAAUAGUAGUAUUUGUUAUAUUUUGAGGGGAUUAUGACUAAUAUUUAAUUUUGAAGAUAUUAGGAUGCUUUUUUUGUUUUUCA
Molecule: messenger RNA, 1903 nt
Organism: Helianthus annuus (common sunflower)
Lineage: Eukaryota; Viridiplantae; Streptophyta; Magnoliopsida; Asterales; Asteraceae
Product: histone deacetylase 15
Exons: 18
Coding region: 85-1776 (563 amino acids)
Biological process (GO): chromatin organization
Cellular component (GO): histone deacetylase complex
Molecular function (GO): histone deacetylase activity
Source: RefSeq, a predicted model, not a curated record